GUCAGUUUUCGGAAUCCCAGCGCGCACUGCUCGGAGAGGAGGGACCCAAGCCCGGCUUCGUGUCCCGGCUGCUCCUUCUCGGCCGGGCAUCCCGGCUCUCUCUGCUGCCCUCCCGGCCCGGGCCCUUCGCGAUUCCCCUCGGCAGGGCUUCGCUCCGAAAGACUUUGCUUCCUUCUCUGCCCUCUUUGUUGCUUUGCAAACCGACCUCUCUGCAGCCCUUGACUCCACUCCUCCGGGAGUUGCAUCUCCAUCCCGGCGGUCUCCGUGCACAGUCCCGCGGAUUCCAAAACCUUGCCUCCGUUCGCUCCGAGAAGCCGACCUUCACUUCAUUGAUGCACCCAUUCCAGUGGUGUAACGGGUGUUUCUGUGGCCUGGGGCUGGUGAGUACCAACAAGUCCUGCUCAAUGCCACCAAUCAGUUUCCAGGACCUUCCCCUCAACAUCUACAUGGUCAUCUUCGGCACUGGCAUCUUUGUCUUUAUGCUCAGUCUCAUCUUCUGCUGCUACUUCAUCAGCAAACUCCGGAACCAGGCACAGAGCGAGCGAUACGGCUACAAGGAGGUGGUGCUUAAAGGUGAUGCUAAGAAGUUACAGCUCUAUGGGCAGACCUGUGCAGUUUGUCUGGAAGACUUCAAGGGGAAGGAUGAACUAGGUGUGCUUCCGUGCCAGCAUGCCUUUCACCGCAAGUGUCUGGUGAAGUGGCUAGAAGUGCGUUGCGUCUGCCCCAUGUGCAACAAGCCCAUUGCUGGCCCCACGGAGACCUCACAGAGCAUUGGGAUCCUGCUGGAUGAAUUGGUGUAAGCGCUCCUUGCGUGCGGAUACUGGAGAAGACUGCUGACUUUGCGGGCACCUGGGUUCCGCUACACAAGGAACAAGAUUCACACUCACCUAUAGGCAGGGAUGACAGAGCUGCCCUUCUACCAUCACCACUGGACCAGUACCAGACUUGUCCAGUGUCUGCCUCCCAGGGCUUCUCUCUGUUAUACAUUUCCAAUGGCCUCAUCCAGGUAGACUACUCUAUCCUGGUACUGGACUGACUAUCCAUCCACCCGCCUCAUCUGGGAAGGAGUCAACUCUGUGACUGUGAACAUGGGCACUUCCCUUUGGAGAACGAGCAACUCUGACCUUGAAAGGGUCACCCCUCUGUCCCACCCACGUCCUUCACUCCUGCCAGAGCCUUCCAUGGGAUGGUUUCCAGGGGAAAGGAAAGAAAGAUCAAGACACGAAGAUGAAAGGCUCUGUGUAAAGUAAAGGAAGGCAGGGACCUAAAAAAGGGAAAAGUCAAUGUUUACACGAGAUGUCGGAAACAAAGGCCAGCCUCGUCCUGGCCGACUACAGGGUGAUGGGACCAACCCUCCCCUGGUAGGAUCUGAGGUGCUAUUCAUUCUCUCCCUGGCCCUGGUUGAUCUCAGAGCCGUCUAGUCACGGUUGGUUUUGUUUUGAAGAGACUCCUCUCUAUAGGAAGGGGUCUAAUCCUCAAGUCCACUUUCAGGGGCUUUUUUUUUAGAAGCAAAACGGGCCUCGGGAUGGGGAUGGUCGGGAGGGUACAGUAAUGCGGAUGUCUGCUUCCUCUCUGUAAAUAGUAUUUUUAUACUUCUUCACCAUCUCAGGCUUACACAUGCGGCCCUGCAGGAUGGAGGGGGUGGAGUGUUCCCUUCCUCCUCGCCUGAGCAGGGCGGCUGAGAGUGGGAAAAGGUUAUGUAUUUAAAGAAAAUUAAAUUUAAUAACAUGUUUCUCUAAUCAAA
Rattus norvegicus (Norway rat) is the source of this 1744-nucleotide messenger RNA. It is a transcript of the gene Rnf122, whose product is annotated as ring finger protein 122. NCBI's taxonomy places the organism in Eukaryota, Metazoa, Chordata, Mammalia, Rodentia, Muridae. The transcript has 6 exons. Gene Ontology annotation, cellular component: endoplasmic reticulum; Golgi apparatus; membrane. Gene Ontology annotation, molecular function: ubiquitin protein ligase activity. The coding region runs from base 333 to 800 and encodes 155 amino acids. Gene Ontology annotation, biological process: negative regulation of mitochondrial membrane potential; proteasome-mediated ubiquitin-dependent protein catabolic process; protein autoubiquitination. The record is from RefSeq and is marked validated.